AAAGCAUAUUAUUUUCUUGGGAAAACAUACUUUUCAUAUCUCUUGCCCCAAAGAUUGGGCUGUAAGCCAUUUUCUAGCAAAUGACUAUAUGAAGGUUUCUAAAUACCUGCCUUGGGUAAAAUUGAGAAAUCUUUCUACCUAUUGCACCGCGCUACAAAUAAGAUGAUAGACACAGGAAGGUUUGGUAAUCUUGAUUUUGUAGAAUCUGCAGUGACUGUGUCAAAAAGUGCAAAAAAAAAAAAAAAAAAAAAAAGAAAAGAAAAAAAAGCAGAAAAAAGUUGUAAAGUGAUUUUCUAAGUAUUUCCUAACUUUAUUUUUCAAAAUGUGUAUGAAAAUUAAAUUUAAAAAGAUUUUUACAUGUCAGAGAAUAGAGAGUUAAAAUUUAAAGAAAAUGCUUCUUGGGAGAGAGAGAUUUGUCUAUGUUUCUAGUGCCUUUCUUGUCUUGAUUGUAUGGUCAGUAGGCAGUCUUAAAUGUUUUUAUUUAAAAUAAAGUAUUCCAUGAAAGCAGAAUUAUAUAUACUGUAUAAUUACUAAUUUUUGCAUUUAUAGCUAAAUUAAACUGGAAAUUUGCUUAUAACGUUGAAAUUGCCAUGUGUAGGGGGGGAAAAAAAACCAAAUAAAAAGGGUCCGAUCUUGCUCACACAUUGUGGGCAGGUCAAACUAAAAGGUAUCACUUUAUUGUCUACUUGGUAGCUGUAUUUUAAAAAGAAAAACAGCCAUGAAUUCCUGUUUUUUAAGAAUUUUACAAAUGAUCACUGAGUGAACUACGAAUGGUUUCUCCAUCCCGUUUUGAAAUGUUGUUGAAAAACAACAAAGAUAAUCUAUUUCUUUAAAAUAUUUGUGCAGAAACUGCAUGUAAUUAUAAGUUUCACUCCUACCAUACAUACUGUAUGUUUGGGGAAGUAUUCUAUCCUAAACUUGCCAAUGUGCAGAACAAAAUAGUUUUUUUUAAAGAAUGAAGAAGAGAAAAUAUAUAUAUAAAUAUAUAUAUAUCCAUUCUGUAUUUUACGUGAAGCAGAGUUAUCUUCUGUAGGGUUUUUGUGUAUUCACAAGGUGAUAUUUGUAUUGUAAAACAACAAUGGUGAAGGAAAAUAAAAAGGCUUUUGAAAAAUGUAGUUUCCUUUAUCUUUUUGAUAUUAAGUUUAAAUUUAAAGCUGGGUUUAUUCUUCCAAACCUUGCCUUUAAUUUUAUCUGUUAUUGCACUGUAGGCCAUCAAAUUUGGACUGUAUGGAAACUGCAUUGAUUUCGAAUUGCUGUUCGCGUUGGGCAAAACCGUGCCUUAUCUGAAAUAAAUGCUAUGCAAUAGAUUCUGAUCGUGCGGGAGCCGGGAGCGGAUGGGAGAAGCCUUCCUGGGAGCCAUCACCAGGGCUUGAAAAAUCUACCCCAAAACUGCUGGGACGGAGCGCGUUGCAGGGUAAACAUCCACGGCCCCAAGAUUUAUCAGGCCUGUCACUUAAACAAAAAACAAAAAAAAAAAAAAAAAGAAAAGUGACGUUUCUGUAGGACAUAGAGAACACAGUCCCAUUCCUGAUGGGGACAAAUUACCUCCUGUUGCGAUUGCAUCCUGCAUCCCUGGCCAGCCCCUGGAAACCUCACCCAUCUCCACGGGUUAGCCGAAAAUCCUUGUUGUGAGGAGCACUGUGGCUUUGGAUGAACAUCUGCUGUGCACCAAAUUUAGGUGGUGAAACUGCUCUGAGCCUCCGUUUGGAAGGAGCUGAGACAAGAGCAACUAUUAAAGCUGGAACAAACCACAUGAAGGACCAUGAAAAUGAGAGGGGAGGAAGAGAAAACCAGCCAGACUUCAGGCUAUUUCCCUUGAGUGGAGGGGGAGAAGGAAAAGAGAGAGAAAACGGAGAAGAGAGAAGAGACAAAAGGAAAAGGGAAAAGGAAAAGAGCACCUGGGAGGCCAAGGGAUCAUAUACAGAGGUGGUUUGAAUCCUCUUUCUUCAUGAUUUGGAAGCACAACCUUCACUGCAUAAGGAAAUGUACCUUUACAGAUCUAUGUUUACUGAGUUUCCUUCUCUCAGCUUUGCCUUACUGGUUCAGUGGAUCCAUUAAUUAAUCCUGUGUUCAAGAUGUUCUUCUAGGAGAGCUUGGAAACCCUGGGGACUGAUCUUCCAUGAGGAUUAGGAGUCACAGCCAGAUGGGAAGCAGCAGCCAUCCCGCAGGCUGGUCAAGCUGUGAUGAAGCGAAGAGGAGGGGAAAAAAAAAAAAUAAUCCCGUUCACAAAGUCCUUGCGCGCCGGAGCUGAUCAGUGCAAUCCCAGAAAAGUUAUUUCAGAGAGUGCUUGACUCACAGGGCUGUAACAGCAAUAAUUUUCGAGCUGAACUUUUCAGCCUGAACCAGGUCACAAGGUGGGAGAUGUUCCUCUAGACGCCUAGGACACACGAGGGAUCUCAGUGCCCCCACCAUGGGUGGGAAGAGGUCCAAGUGCUCCUUCUCCCGCCUGGAGGUGAUCCUCAUCGUCUGCCUGGUGUUGAUGGUAUCGGUGACCGUGGUGCUCCUCGUCCUCCACUUUGUCUACAAAGAGAACAACGAUCCCAGUGAAGCAACAGCAAACUACUUACUGGGUGUAGGCCGAGCGGACUGCACGGGACCUGUGGCAGAAAUUCCUCUGAUGGGAUAUGCCAACCCGGGCCAGGUGGGCGGCGGGCUUCUCAUGCGCCUCUACAGCCGAGCCUUCAUCGUGGCAGACCUUGAUGACUCCAAGCGAGUAGUGUUUGUCAGCGCCGACAUAGGAAUGGUGUCCCAGAGACUGAGGUUGGAGGUGCUCGAGAAACUGAAGAGCAAGUAUGGCGACUUGUACCGACAGGACAACGUCAUCCUCAGUGGCACCCACACGCACUCGGGGCCUGGAGGCUACUUCCAGUACACCCUCUUCUGGAUCACUAGCAAAGGGCUAAUCAGACCAUCCCUCAAUGCUAUCGUGAAUGGCAUCGUAAAGAGCAUUGAUAUAGCGCAUCAGAACAUGAAGAAAGGAAAGCUUUUUAUAAACAGAGGCACUGUAGAAAACAGCCAGAUGAACCGAAGCCCCUUCUCCUAUCUUGAGAAUCCAGCAUCUGAACGAAGCAGGUAUUCAUCCAACACAGAUAAAGAAAUGGUGAUGCUGAAGAUGGUAGAUGAGAAUGGACAGGACCUAGGCCUUAUCAGCUGGUUUGCUGUGCACCCUGUCAGCAUGAACAACACAAACCAUCUUGUGAACAGCGACAAUGUGGGCUACGCUUCUUACUUGUUCGAGCAGGAUAAGAACAAGGGGAUGCUUCCCGGAGAGGGCUCCUUCGUUGCCGCCUUCGCAUCCUCCAACUUGGGAGAUGUGUCGCCCAACACCAAAGGCCCCUUCUGCGUCAACACGGGGGAGUCAUGCAAUAACCCACAGAGCACUUGUCCCGUGGGGGGGGCAACGAUGUGCAUGGCCAUGGGUCCCGGGAACGACAUGUUUGACAGUACAAGAAUUAUAGGGCAAAAUAUCUACUUGAAAGCAAAGGAGCUGUACAAAAAAGCUUCCCAGGAGGUCACAGGACCCCUCAUCUCAGCUCACCAGUGGGUGAACAUGAGUGAUGUCUCGGUGGAGCUCAACGCCACGCACACGGUUAAAACAUGUAAACCAGCCUUAGGACACAGCUUUGCCGCGGGGACUAUUGACGGAGUGGGGGCUUUCAACUUCACACAAGGCUCAGUAGAAGGGGACCCGUUUUGGGAUGAAAUCCGGGACCAGCUGCUGGGAGAGCCAUCCAACGAAACGAAAGCCUGCCACAAACCCAAGCCAAUCCUCUUUAGCACCGGAGAGAUGACUCGGCCUCACCCAUGGCACCCUGACGUUGUGGACGUUCAGAUUGCUGCCAUUGGAUCUCUGGCAAUCAUUGCUGUUCCCGGAGAGUUCACGACCAUGUCCGGACGCAGGCUACGGGAAGCUGUUAAAAAAGAAUUUGAUUCUCAUGGUACACCAAGAAUGGAUGUCGUAAUUGCAGGUCUGUGCAAUGUCUACACUCAUUACAUUACCACCUAUGAAGAAUACCAGGUUCAACGAUACGAGGCUGCAUCAACUAUUUAUGGGCCGCACACCCUUUCUGCUUAUAUUCAACUGUACAGAGGACUUGCAAGGGCUAUUGCUAAGAACACAGUUCAGGAUCUGCCACGUGGUCCAGAGCCCCCAGUUUUCGCUAUAGGUAACAUCACCUUGGUGCCUCCUCUCAUUGCUGACCGCGCGCCGGUGAAUAAGACAUUUGGGGAUGUGCUGCAAGAAGUGAGACAACAGUAUCAAGUGGGAGAUGUUGCUGAAGUAACUUUUGUAGGCGCAAACCCCAGGAACUCUGCAGAGAAUGCGACUGAACACAACUUCCUGAUGGUGGAGAGAUACGCCAGCACUUCAGACAGCUGGGACGUGGUGCAGAAUGAUGCCUCCUGGGACACCAGGUUUUACUGGACCAAAGGAUUACUUGGUCGGAGCAACGUGACCGUUGAAUGGCACAUCCCUCACGGCACAGAGCCGGGCGUCUACAGGAUACGGUACUUGGGGCACUACAAGAAAAAACUGUCCAACACUCACACCUUCUCUGUUCCAUUUGAAGGCACAUCUUCAGCCUUUGAAAUCACAACUCAGUAGGUGAUCUCCUUCAUUAAAGGAACUGUUUCCUUUGAGCGGUAGAUUUGUCACCUGCGAUGUCCACAAUGCAAGCCUGGGAGGUUUUUUUGUGGCGUAAGUGACUCUGUACGUCGUUGCUGUCCCUCGAGCGUGGCUGUUCAUCCUUUGCUGUGUGAGCUUGAUUUCCUGCAAAGUUCCGACCUUUACCUGCAAUUCGUUCUCACUAGUCCAAUGUAUUCUCAUUCCGGCGGCUCCUGUCCUGGCCAG
This is a messenger RNA of Grus americana (Whooping crane), 4849 nucleotides long. Its product is annotated as putative neutral ceramidase C. The record is from RefSeq and is a predicted model, not a curated record. Lineage: Eukaryota; Metazoa; Chordata; Aves; Gruiformes; Gruidae. Gene Ontology annotation, biological process: long-chain fatty acid biosynthetic process; ceramide catabolic process; sphingosine biosynthetic process. Gene Ontology annotation, molecular function: N-acylsphingosine amidohydrolase activity. Bases 2411 to 4603 code for a protein of 730 amino acids. Gene Ontology annotation, cellular component: extracellular region. The transcript is spliced from 25 exons.